Molecule: messenger RNA, 948 nt
Organism: Trypanosoma theileri
Lineage: Eukaryota; Euglenozoa; Kinetoplastea; Trypanosomatida; Trypanosomatidae
Exons: 1
Coding region: 1-948 (315 amino acids)
Biological process (GO): lipid storage
Cellular component (GO): lipid droplet
Molecular function (GO): lipase activity
Source: RefSeq, a predicted model, not a curated record
AUGUCUUUUCCUAACGCCAUAGUAACAUGGCAGUGCCCAUUAGGGCCUUCACCCGUGGUAGAAGUACUUCAAAGCUGUCAAAACCUUCUUGACUACCUCUGUGAUAUUUCUUCUACAGAAUUAAUGCGACGUCCACCAAGUCCUAAUCGUAAACUAUUUAUUUUAUUUCCUGGUAACCCUGGCGUAGUUCAUUUUUAUGAACGUUUUGUACAGUUAAUGUCUAUGCGUCGAGUUGAUGUUCUCGUAAUGGGUUAUGCUGGACAUAGCUUUAUUGAUCAGAAUAAUGGUAGAGUAUUUGAUUUACAAGAUCAAGUGGAUGCUGCAGAACAGUUUUUAAUGACUGUAUUGACUGCUCAUACCAUCAAGUGGUACGGUAAUCAUAUUUAUAUUGGGGGUCAUAGUAUUGGUGCUUUUGUUGCGAUGCAAAUGGUUGCACGCUUUCCAUGUAUUAAACGUUGUUUUUCUCUCUGUGGUGCCCUUUCAAAUCUAGGAAAGUCUCCAAAUGGUGAACGGAUGUUCUUUCUUGGUGGCAAUAUAAUAAUUUACAAGAUAGUGACAUACUUUGUGAUGCUUUUACUGUUGAUGCCCAAAGUAUUGUUUUCACUCUUUAUUAGUUGGAAUGCUCCGGAUAUGGAACCAUCUUUGCAACAGUUGGUAGUGAAACACUUUAAUCGCAACGCACUUAUGAACUCACUUGCCAUGUGCCGUCAGGAGUUUCAUCAAGUGCGGAAUCUUGAUAAGCCUCUUUUGAAAUCUAUUCAGAAACGUAUGGUGUUUUACUACGUUGCAAAUGAUAAGUGGGUCCCAUUAGACUACGCCUAUGAAGUAAAGGAGACGUGUGAAGGAAAUGCUGGUUUCGUAGUGGAACAAGAUUCUACAGUUCCUCAUGCCUGGUGUCUUGCACAUAAUGAGGCAGUCAUAGAAAAUGGUAUUAUGCCUUUUAUUUGA